Molecule: messenger RNA, 1263 nt
Organism: Ictalurus furcatus (blue catfish)
Lineage: Eukaryota; Metazoa; Chordata; Actinopteri; Siluriformes; Ictaluridae
Product: alveolar macrophage chemotactic factor 2
Exons: 4
Coding region: 274-891 (205 amino acids)
Biological process (GO): inflammatory response; antimicrobial humoral immune response mediated by antimicrobial peptide; cellular response to lipopolysaccharide
Cellular component (GO): extracellular region
Molecular function (GO): CXCR chemokine receptor binding; chemokine activity
Source: RefSeq, a predicted model, not a curated record
CGCAGGAGAUCGGUCGUUUGUGAAAUAUUCAAACCAGCCCAUCUGGCACCAACAUCCAUGCCACAGUCAAAGUCACAGAGAUCACUUUCUUUUUUCUUCAUUCUGAUGUUUGAUGUGACCAUUAACUGCAGCUCCUGAUCUGUAUCUGCAUGAUUUUAUGCAUUGCACUGCUGCCACAGGAUUGGCUGAUUAGAUAACUGCAUGAAUGAGCAGGUGUACAGGUGUUCCUAAUAAAGUGGACAGUGAGGUUAUGUGUGUGAGGGGACUUUUUACAUGAUUAUAGGAUCUUUACCCUUACACUGUAUAUACUGGAUAACAGACCCAAAAAAUGCUGAAUGGGACAUUAGUCAGCAAAAGCUUUGCAACAUGAUGAAAAAAACCAGACAUACUGUAUAUACCUGCCCCUAUCAGUACAUUCCUGUUCCCGCCCCCCUUUUUCCAGUCAGAGGCUCACUAUUCAGUCUUUAUUCUAUAAUUAGCAGUCAAGAAGUUCCAUUACUUCCUUUUCUGAGCAUCCUUAUAAACCAACCAAAGCAGCCUGUUAGUCCCAGAUCCACUCCACUCUCCACUGCCACCUGUGCCAUCAUGCCACUCAGAGCCAACCUGCUGCUGGCAGUAACUGCCCUCUGCUGCUUUCCCACAGUGUUCGCCUUCCCUAUGGAGGGAUUUACCAUGGAUCACCAGUGCCGCUGUUUAAGCACCACAAACAACUACAUCAACUCUCGAUGGUUUCAAAGAAUUGAGAUCUUGCCUGCUGGGUCACACUGCCGCAACAUUGAAAUUAUAAUCACCUUGAAGGACAAAAAAACUGUGUGUGUGGAUCCUGAGGCAAACUGGGUCCAAAAACUCAUCAAUAAAGUCAUUCAAAGCCAAAAACGUGGGCAGAAGUGAGAAGUGCCACCUGUGUAGCCUGAAGAUGACUAAAGUGCACAUGUUCUCUUCACUCAAAAUGAAAAAUGAACUUGGCUUUACGUCAUAAAGAAAAGUUUAUGCUGAUGAAACUUUUUAAAAUUUCUUUUUUUUCUUUUAAAAUGAAACUACCCUGUUGAAAACUGUUUAGAUUGAUAUACUGCAUAAAAGACUACCGUUACAAAGCGAGGCCUGAUUAUAGAAUAUGUGUGACACACAAACAUAUUUGGUCUUUGUGUAUGGGAAAACUUAUUAAACUGUGCUUCAUUAUACCUGCCAUAUGCUAUAACUGAAUAAAUCCUUCUAAAGCAAAUGUAGACUUUGAGAUAUCCUUUUUUAUUGCAUAAUUGCACU